Malania oleifera is the source of this 3351-nucleotide messenger RNA. RefSeq lists its product as uncharacterized. Lineage: Eukaryota; Viridiplantae; Streptophyta; Magnoliopsida; Santalales; Ximeniaceae. The transcript has 14 exons. Gene Ontology annotation, biological process: intracellular signal transduction; peptidyl-serine phosphorylation. The coding region runs from base 549 to 2282 and encodes 577 amino acids. Gene Ontology annotation, molecular function: protein serine/threonine kinase activity; ATP binding. The record is from RefSeq and is a predicted model, not a curated record.
CUUCCAAUUUCGCGCGAUAAAUUAAAAAAAGGCAAAACACUAACGCCCACUCUCGGCGGGCAGUGUCCAGACGCGAGCUGUUGCACAAAGAACUGUUUUUUUUUUACAAAUAAUAAUAGUAAUAAUAAUAAAAAUAAUAAAGGUCAGCUUCAACUCACACAAAAAUGGUGGUGGUGGGAUCGUCAUGUGGCCGAAGUGGUCUCCGUCUAGUUCUUCUCUCUGCGCUGCUGCGGAAUUUGGUUCGCGUGCGUUGCUAGGGUUUGGUACCAGUGUGCUUUUCCGGCGUAUCGGAAGGUUUUAUAUUAGUGCCUGGGAGCGUAUUUAAUGUGUUUCGAGGCAUUUGGAUGCAGGAUUUUGUUAAUUGGUGUUUUAGAUCGGUUGACGUUUUCAAUUCGUUGAAUGCAUGUUUUGGGUCAUUUCGGACUAGAUGAUGCGAUGAAAUCUGCAUAAUAUUGCCAAUUGAUGAACUGAGCACUCUUUGUAAUUCAAGUGAAAAAGGAUAAGCAUUUAGGUGUGUGGAUUUGUUACAACUAGGUUGAACAAAGAGAAUGGAGUCGGUGAAAAGUUGGUUUACUAAAUUUAAAUCAAGAGAUAAAGGGAAGGCUUUGAAGAAGAAGGAAUCUUCGAAUACUGGAAGAGAUGGGUCAAAAGCACCAGCCAGUGAGGAAGCACCUUCAAAUGCAACCAAACAGAAGGUUGCAGCUGCAAAGCAGUAUAUAGAAAACCAUUACAAGGCACAGAUGAAGAACUUGGAGGAGAGGAAAGAGAGACGUAAUAUAUUAGAAAAGAAGCUGGCUGAUGCUGAUGUCUCUAAGGAAGAGCAGAACAACCUACUAAAACAUUUGGAAAAGAAGGAAACAGAAUAUAUGCGCAUCCAGAGGCAUAAAAUGGGUGCUGAUGAUUUUGAGCCGUUGACAAUGAUAGGAAAGGGUGCAUUUGGAGAGGUUAGAAUCUGCCGGGAGAAGACUACUGGUCAUGUAUAUGCUAUGAAAAAACUUAAGAAAUCAGAGAUGCUUCGAAGAGGCCAGGUUGAACAUGUGAAAGCUGAAAGGAAUUUGCUAGCAGAGGUCGAUAGUAAUUGCAUUGUCAAACUUUACUGUUCUUUUCAAGAUGAAGAGUUUCUUUAUCUCAUAAUGGAAUAUCUACCUGGGGGAGAUAUGAUGACCUUAUUGAUGCGGAAGGAUACACUGACAGAAGAUGAGGCUAGGUUUUAUGUUGGAGAAACAGUUUUGGCUAUUGAAUCCAUCCAUAUACAUAACUACAUUCACAGGGAUAUCAAGCCCGACAACUUGUUGCUUGAUAGAUAUGGUCACAUGAAAUUGUCAGAUUUUGGAUUAUGUAAACCAUUAGACUGCAGUAAUCUACAUGAGAAGGAUUUCUCUAUGGCAACUAAUCUUAGUGGGGCUCUUCAAAGUGAUGGACGCCCAGCAGCACCAAAACGCACGCAACAGGAGCAACUGCAGCAUUGGCAACGGAACAGGAGAAUGCUUGCUUAUUCUACGGUUGGUACACCUGACUAUAUUGCCCCUGAAGUCUUGUUGAAGAAAGGAUAUGGAAUGGAAUGUGAUUGGUGGUCACUUGGUGCUAUCAUGUAUGAAAUGCUUGUGGGGUAUCCUCCUUUUUAUUCAGAUGAGCCUAUGUCAACUUGUAGGAAGAUAGUAAACUGGAGAACUCAUUUAAAAUUUCCAGAAGAAGCAAAGCUGUCUCCAGAAGCAAAAGAUCUUAUUAGUAAGCUCUUGUGUAAUGUUGACCAAAGGCUAGGAACAAAGGGUGCAGAUGAAAUAAAGGCUCACCCAUGGUUUAAAGGUAUUGAAUGGGACAAAUUGUACCAAAUGGAAGCUGCAUUUAUUCCCGAGGUCAAUGAUGAAUUAGAUACUCAAAACUUUGAAAAGUUUGAAGAGGCUGACAAUCAAAUGCAGAUGUCAUCAAAAUCAGGCCCCUGGAGGAAGAUGCUCCCAUCCAAGGACAUCAAUUUUGUAGGGUACACAUAUAAGAACUUUGAAAUCGUUAACGACCAUCAAGUACCCGGCAUUGCUGAAUUGAAAAAGAAAAGCGCAAAGUCUAAACGGCCGUCCAUCAAGACGCUUUUUGGUGGGUACUCAUUUUUUUUUUUCCAGCGCUUUCAAACGUUUGUAUUUCUAUUUUUGUUCUGUGGUGGCUACUGUAUAGUAAUAAGUGGGCAUCCCCGGGCUACAAGGCUCUCCUUUGGGAGGGUAGGGGGAGGGUCGUCAGAGCAUAUGCAGUCUUGCCCCUAUUUUAUGCAGAGAAGCUGUUUCUUUUGACUCAAACCCAUUGGUGUUGAGUUUAUUGCUUGUACCUAGGGGCCAGAAGUUGUCAGGCGUAACAUGGGCAACAGAAUUUCUAACCUUUGCCGAGUUGAAUCUGUAUCUGUGAAAAAAAAAAUUCUUUGCCUAGUUUUGAUUUUUCUUGGACAUAUGCAAAACUCAUUUCUUUGUUGGUCAUGUCCAAAUGAUACUCCCUCCUGUUACCAUUGUCCCAGCCAGCUGACAUAUCAAACCAUGAAGCGAGUUGUGACUACUAGAAUUUGAGUGAGAAUAAUGCCAGCUAAAUUGAUAUUAGCCACUCCCAUCAAAUGCUUGGUUUCCAGUUGCAUCUGGUUCUUGGGAAUUUUUUCAUUCCACUGUUGGUGAAACAAUCUUAAAAGUUGCAGUUAGCUUUAUGAAUUGUCUGAAAAAAUGACUACUUCUGAGACCGGUUUUAUUUCUUUUUUUGACAUCUCUGGUGACCAUCUUUUUGCAAUUUGGAUAUCAGGAUCCAUCAUGGGUGAACAAAAAUAUCAAGACUGAAAAUCAAUUAAGCAUUAACCUGGGUUUCUUUGAUGUCAUUUCUUUACUCUGUUACUACUUUGUUUCACUUGUUACAGAUGAUGAUUCAAAUGCGGCUGGUAGUGAGUUUGCUCAAGGGAGCUUUCUCAACAUGUUGCCUCCCCAACUAGAAGCUCCCCAGAAACACAACGAAUCCCAUAGACGGCAGCAAUAAUCUCGCGUUAACAUUAUUGUAUCACCACGUACAUCCUACCUAACAGGAUUUUAGUUCUCUUUUAAAAGUGAAUUACCUUUUUAUUUUCAUUGCUUCCUGCGUUUGGAUUUUCACUGAAGAGAAGGUAUAAAUGUUUGAGGCACAAAGAAGUGGGUUUGGAGGUUUUGGAUCGUCGUCUUUGUAAAAUAUUUACUAGAAAAUGUAUAUUUCGAUUCUUUGAAUAGACAGUCAUUGUUCUCUGCCUCUUGUGAAGCUCCCAAAAAUUUGUGUAGAAUAUCUUAAUGUUGGUGUCCGGUGUAAUUACCUUUCGGUAUUUGGAUAUUGAUAACAUAUCAUUUUUUCUUUUGGGAA